UUGGAAACCGCAAUUGGAAGGGAGAAGAGUGCUCUCAAACACUUGAAGUGCUUUCUUGGACCAAACUGAGAUACUGGUGACUCCGUUUGUAUUUGCAUUUCAGCAAUAAAGAGGAGAGAGAUGGAGGAUCCAGUAGCUGACAGCAGUGCAGAUAAUACUGAUGUGACCAAGAGCAAAGAAUCGGUUCCACAGCAAGACAGCACACAAACAGGUGAAAGCUUAAAGGAGGCUGGAGCACCUGCUGCCUCCUGCGACAUGGUGGAUGAACUGAGCAGACAGCUGGAGGACAUCCUCAGCACUUACUGCCAUGAGGAUGGUGCCAGUGAGGACACAGUGGUGACUAAUGGUCAACCUGAUACUGUUAAUGUUAAUGGAUUGUCUGAGAGGGAGAAUGGCAAGCAGGAGGAAAGCAAACUGAAUGUUAAUGGAUGUGUGGAUAAAGACCAGAAAAAGGUUCAGGAGAAGAAGAAAGUAAAAGGACUGGGCAAGGAAAUAACUCUCCUAAUGCAGACCCUAAACACUCUCAGCACUCCAGAAGAGAAACUAGCUGGUCUCUGCAAGAAGUAUGCUGAGCUGCUAGAGGAGCAUCGCAACGCUCAGAAACAGAUGAAAGCCCUGCAGAAAAAGCAGACUCAGCUCAUUCAGGAGAAGGACUACUUACGAAAUGAGCACAGCAGGGCCAUCCUGGCUCGUAGCAAGCUGGAGAGCCUCUGCCGAGAGCUGCAGAGACACAAUCGCACACUGAAGGAGGACGGUGUGCAACGUGCCCGACUAGAAGAAGAGAAAAGGAAGGAAGUGACGUCACACUUCCAGGUAACACUGAAUGACAUCCAGGCCCAGAUGGAGCAGCACAAUGAACGGAAUGCCAACCUGAGACAGGAGAACAUGGAGCUGGCUGACAAGCUGAAGAAGCUGAUUGAACAGUAUGAGCUCAGAGAAGAGCAUAUUGACAAAGUGUUCAAACACAAGGACCUGCAGCAGCAGCUGGUGGAUGCAAAGCUUCACCAGGCGCAAGCUCUGCUCAAAGACUCGGAGGAACGCCACCAGAAGGAGAAGGAGUUUCUCCUGAAAGAGGCUGCUGAGUCUCAUAGAAUGUGUGAGCUCAUGAAACAGCAAGAAGUUCAUCUGAAACAACAGCUAUCUCUGUAUACAGAGAAAUUUGAAGAGUUUCAAACAACGCUUUCCAAAAGCAACGAAGUGUUCACAACAUUCAAACAGGAGAUGGAAAAGAUGACGAAGAAGAUUAAGAAGUUGGAGAAGGAAACAACAAUGUACAGAUCACGAUGGGAGAGCAGUAACAAAGCACUGCUGGAGAUGGCAGAAGAGAAAACACUACGAGAUAAGGAGUUUGAAAGCCUGCAAGUGAAGGUGCAGCGGUUGGAAAAGCUCUGUCGGGCCUUACAAAUAGAACGCAAUGAGCUGAGUAAGAAAGUUCAGGGUGUCCCAGAGGGGUCACAACAAGAGGCGGUUGACUCAAAGGAGGGCACUCCUGACCAUCAGAGCAGCUCAGAAGCAGAGACUCCACAAACCGCUUGUAGUCAUGCAUGCCACUGUGCUCCAGAUCUGGAGGUUGAAAGUCACACAGAGGUUUGCUCAGCCCAGGAUUGAGGACACACACAAUCCUUCCCAUCAUCUUUGGCAGUCUGUGAGGUUUUGUCUACGUCUCCUUCUACGGUUCCUUGGGGUUGUCAUAGUGUCAGGGAAGAUUGUGCCUUCUACAUGAUUCCUAUGCUGCGUUUUUACUCUUUGGUUUUUAUGUGACUUCUCCACCCUGCUCCCACAGAGAUUCUUGAGUUUCUUAUUUGUGUUACGAGGGGCAUGGAAUGUUGCUACUGUGUUGCUGUGUUUGUCCACUAAAUGCUACUACGUGUGAUUGUUAGCCUUCUUUUUUGGGAUUGGCUGAGAAACAGAUCUUGACAGAGACAUGGUUGAAUAUUAAUAAAAGAAAAUGCUUUGCCAUAUACAGCAUUUGUAUUAUGACUUACAUAUUUUAUUAUCGCCUUAAGUUAAAAUCUUUGUUUUCAUUUGCCGUCAUUUUUCAACGUCAACGUUUGCACCAGAUGAAGAAUGUAUGAAUUUUAACUGAUCUUCACUGCUCAGUUAACAUUUUGUUGACUUAAAGCGUCUUCUUUACGAAUUUGUCACACAUGUAUAUUCUAGCAUAAUUCUAGUGGCGUUUAAAGAUUGCAAAAAAGCGGUUUGUUUUGUGUUUCUUCUAUCAGGUAAUAUAAUUAGUAUUGCAGAUACAUUCCUUUAACCCAUUCUAUCAACAUUUAAUAAAAAAUAUGCACUUAAAUGAGA
Molecule: messenger RNA, 2301 nt
Organism: Triplophysa dalaica
Lineage: Eukaryota; Metazoa; Chordata; Actinopteri; Cypriniformes; Nemacheilidae
Gene: txlna
Product: taxilin alpha
Exons: 11
Coding region: 121-1608 (495 amino acids)
Molecular function (GO): syntaxin binding
Source: RefSeq, a predicted model, not a curated record